Messenger RNA from Labeo rohita (rohu), 621 nucleotides. RefSeq names its product neuromedin S (gene nms). The record is from RefSeq and is a predicted model, not a curated record. NCBI's taxonomy places the organism in Eukaryota, Metazoa, Chordata, Actinopteri, Cypriniformes, Cyprinidae. The transcript has 8 exons. The coding region runs from base 16 to 516 and encodes 166 amino acids.
GAUUGGUCACCUGUUAUGAGAGACUUCAUCCCUCCAGCAUCAGCACGAGUUCACUUCACUAGUUCCAGCGGCGCUGACGAACUAACUAGUCCGGACAGAGGAACCGAGCGGAUCAUGGGCAGCAGCUGUCAACGGCAUUUCGCGCUCUUUUGCUCUCUGGUUUACUUCAUCAGCAGCUUCCGUUCGGCUGUGGAAAGCUAUCCAAAUCCUCUGACAGAUUGUGAUGAUUAUGGAGAUUAUAUUCAGGGCUCGUCUGUAUUAAGUACUCUGUGUGGAGUGGAGUGGAGGAAUCAGGAUCAGGAGCAGAUUCAGAAUGUCUUCAAGAGGUUUCUGUUUCACUAUUCCAAAGCACACAACUCCGUGGGAUCAGUAGAGAGAGAGGCUCAUUCGGUUCAUCCGCUCAUGCGUCUCUCGCCCAAACUCUCUCUGCGCAGGAAGAAACAGCAGCUGAAGAACGUUUGCAGCUCGUCUGGACGACGCAUUCGAGACGUCCUCUGUCAUUAUCUGGGAUUCUGACACCGUAACACCUGACACGUCUUAAAGCUGCUGUCGAGCUACAAUAAAACCCCCACCAGAUUUCAUUAAAACCUCUUUUAAUAAAUGUAACGUCAUGCCUGCUGA